AUGGAUCCCGUUGUUCUUCACCGUGUCGGAAUCCAAAACCCUGACCCCAAAACGCAGCGAAACAAGAAGAUGGUAGGAGAAGCAAAGAAGUGCGAGAAGACGUGGAAUUGUGAAGGAGAAGACAAAUGCAGAGAAAAGUGCAAGACUUUGUACAAUGGAGAUGGAAUCUGUGAUUUGUACACUGCUCCUUUGGUUCCUAAGCAAUGUUUCUGCCACUAUGAUUGCUAAUUAAUUAAGCUCUCUCUAUGCAAUUAUAAUGUUCCUUGUUAUUAUGCACCCUUAAUCCGUGUGAUUAAAAUAAUAAUUAAUCCUCUCUCUUUUCCGGAGUAUAAGGAGUU
This is a messenger RNA of Arabidopsis lyrata subsp. lyrata, 338 nucleotides long. Its product is annotated as putative defensin-like protein 184. The record is from RefSeq and is a predicted model, not a curated record. NCBI's taxonomy places the organism in Eukaryota, Viridiplantae, Streptophyta, Magnoliopsida, Brassicales, Brassicaceae. Bases 1 to 228 code for a protein of 75 amino acids. The transcript is spliced from 2 exons.